Molecule: messenger RNA, 9412 nt
Organism: Cervus elaphus (red deer)
Lineage: Eukaryota; Metazoa; Chordata; Mammalia; Artiodactyla; Cervidae
Gene: DNMT3A
Product: DNA methyltransferase 3 alpha
Exons: 23
Coding region: 354-3083 (909 amino acids)
Biological process (GO): negative regulation of DNA-templated transcription
Cellular component (GO): nucleus; cytoplasm
Molecular function (GO): DNA (cytosine-5-)-methyltransferase activity
Source: RefSeq, a predicted model, not a curated record
UGCAGUGGGCUCUGGUGGAGGUCGGGAGAACUGCAGGGCGAAAGCCGCCGGGGGCUCCGCGCGCUGCCGGGGGGGAGGCACUUGACACCGGCCGCGGGAGGAGGGGCCGCUGUCCCUGCGGCCAGUGCUGGAUGCGGGGACCCAGCGCAGAGGCAGCGCCAGGUGGAGUCACUGGAAGCCCAACCCCACCGGCAGCUGAGGCCGCAGUUCCCCAGGGUUUCCGCUCCGCACCUGGAUCUAUGUCUAAGUUGUAACUCUUGCUUACCAAGACCACGAUAAUUCCUUCCCCAAAGCCCAGCAGCCCCCCAGCCCCGUGCAGCCCCAGCCUGCCUCCCACCGCCCAGCUGCCCGCGAUGCCCGCCAGCGGCCCCGGGGACACCAGCGGCUCCGCUCUGGAGCGGGAGGAGGAGCGCAAGGAGGGAGAGGAGCAGGAGGAGGCUCGUGCCAAGGAGGAGCGGCAGGAGCCCAGCACGACUGCCCGGAAGGUGGGGCGGCCUGGCAGGAAGCGCAAGCACCCCCCGGUGGAAAGCAGUGACACACCGAAGGACCCUGCCGUGACCUCCAAGUCCUUGUCCAUGGCCCAAGACUCAGGCCCCUCAGAGCUGUUACCCAACGGGGACUUGGAGAAGCGGAGUGAGCCCCAGCCAGAGGAGGGGAGCCCCGCUGGGGGGCAGAAGGGCGGGGCCCCAGCAGAGGGAGAGGGUGCCACUGAGACCCCACCCGAAGCUUCCAGAGCUGUAGAGAAUGGCUGCUGCACCCCCAAGGAUGGCCGGGGAGCCCCUGCAGAAGAGGGCAAAGAACAGAAGGAGACCAACAUCGAAUCCAUGAAAAUGGAGGGCUCCCGGGGCCGGCUGCGGGGUGGCCUGGGCUGGGAGUCCAGCCUCCGCCAGCGGCCCAUGCCGCGGCUCACCUUCCAGGCGGGGGACCCCUACUACAUCAGCAAGCGCAAGCGGGACGAGUGGCUGGCACGCUGGAAAAGGGAGGCUGAGAAGAAAGCCAAGGUGAUUGCAGUAAUGAAUGCUGUUGAAGAAAACCAGGGGUCCACUGAGUCUCAGAAGGUGGAGGAGGCCAGUCCUCCCGCCGUGCAGCAGCCUACCGACCCUGCGUCCCCCACGGUGGCCACCACGCCUGAGCCUGUGGGGGCUGAUGCCGGGGACAAGAACGCCACCAAAGCAGCUGACGAUGAACCGGAGUACGAGGACGGCCGGGGCUUUGGCAUUGGGGAGCUGGUGUGGGGGAAACUGCGGGGCUUCUCCUGGUGGCCAGGCCGCAUUGUGUCUUGGUGGAUGACGGGCCGGAGCCGAGCAGCGGAAGGCACUCGUUGGGUCAUGUGGUUUGGAGACGGCAAGUUCUCAGUGGUGUGCGUGGAGAAGCUGAUGCCGCUGAGCUCCUUCUGCAGUGCUUUCCACCAGGCCACCUACAACAAGCAGCCCAUGUACCGCAAGGCCAUCUACGAGGUCCUGCAGGUGGCCAGCAGCCGAGCAGGGAAGCUGUUUCCAAUGUGCCAUGACAGCGACGAGAGCGACACUGCCAAGGCUGUGGAGGUGCAGAACAAACAGAUGAUCGAGUGGGCCCUGGGAGGGUUCCAGCCCUCUGGCCCCAAGGGCCUGGAGCCCCCAGAAGAGGAGAAGAACCCCUACAAAGAAGUUUACACAGACAUGUGGGUUGAACCCGAGGCAGCUGCCUAUGCACCGCCCCCACCAGCCAAAAAGCCCCGAAAGAGCACAACGGAGAAGCCUAAGGUCAAGGAGAUUAUUGAUGAACGCACAAGAGAGCGACUGGUGUACGAGGUACGGCAGAAGUGCCGGAACAUCGAGGACAUCUGCAUCUCUUGUGGGAGCCUCAACGUCACCUUGGAACACCCUCUCUUCAUCGGAGGAAUGUGCCAAAACUGCAAGAACUGCUUCCUGGAAUGCGCGUACCAGUACGAUGAUGACGGCUAUCAGUCCUACUGCACCAUCUGCUGCGGGGGGCGCGAGGUGCUCAUGUGUGGGAACAACAAUUGCUGCAGGUGCUUUUGCGUGGAGUGUGUGGAUCUCUUGGUGGGGCCAGGGGCUGCGCAGGCAGCCAUCAAGGAAGACCCCUGGAACUGCUACAUGUGUGGGCACAAGGGUACCUAUGGGCUGCUGCGGCGGCGGGACGACUGGCCGUCUCGGCUCCAGAUGUUCUUCGCCAACAACCAUGACCAGGAAUUCGACCCUCCGAAGGUUUACCCACCUGUCCCAGCUGAGAAGAGGAAGCCCAUCCGGGUGCUGUCUCUAUUCGAUGGAAUCGCUACAGGGCUUCUGGUGCUGAAGGACUUGGGCAUUCAGGUGGACCGCUACAUCGCCUCUGAGGUGUGUGAGGACUCCAUCACGGUGGGCAUGGUGCGGCACCAGGGGAAGAUCAUGUACGUCGGGGACGUCCGCAGCGUUACACAGAAGCAUAUCCAGGAGUGGGGCCCGUUCGAUCUGGUGAUUGGGGGCAGUCCCUGCAAUGAUCUCUCCAUCGUCAACCCCGCCCGCAAGGGACUCUACGAGGGCACUGGCCGGCUCUUCUUUGAGUUCUACCGCCUCCUGCAUGAUGCGCGGCCCAAGGAGGGAGAUGACCGCCCCUUCUUCUGGCUCUUUGAGAAUGUGGUGGCCAUGGGCGUUAGUGACAAGAGGGACAUCUCGCGAUUUCUCGAGUCCAACCCUGUGAUGAUUGAUGCCAAAGAAGUGUCAGCUGCGCACAGGGCCCGCUACUUCUGGGGGAACCUUCCUGGUAUGAACAGGCCAUUGGCAUCCACUGUGAAUGAUAAGCUGGAGCUGCAGGAGUGUCUGGAGCACGGCCGAAUAGCCAAGUUCAGCAAAGUGAGGACCAUUACUACUAGGUCGAACUCCAUAAAGCAGGGCAAAGACCAGCAUUUCCCCGUCUUCAUGAAUGAGAAAGAGGACAUCUUAUGGUGCACUGAAAUGGAAAGGGUGUUUGGCUUCCCUGUCCACUAUACCGACGUCUCCAACAUGAGCCGCUUGGCGAGGCAGAGACUGCUGGGCCGGUCGUGGAGCGUGCCGGUCAUCCGCCACCUCUUCGCUCCGCUGAAGGAAUAUUUUGCUUGUGUGUAAGGGACGUGAGGGCAAACCAAGUUAGUGACACAAGGUUUAACAAACAAACAAAAAACACAAAACACAACAGAACACCAACAACGUGAGGAUGGAGAGAAGUAUCAGCACCCAGAAGAGAAAAAGGAAUUUAAAACAAAACAAACAAACCCCACAGAGGCGGAAAUUCCGGAGGGCUUUGCCUUGCAAAAAGGGUUGGACAUCAUCUCCUGAUUUUUCGAUGUUAAUCUUCAGUCCUAUUUAAAAACAAAACCAAGCUCCCUCCCCACCCCCACUACCCCCUUUUUUUCUGGUCAAACCUUUUGUUUUCUACUCUUUUCAGAGGGGUUUUCUGUUUGUUUGGGUUUUUGUUUCUUGCUGUGACUGAAACAAGAGGGUUUAUUGCAGCAAAAAAAAAAAAAAAAGAAUCAGUAACAAAAAAUAGUAACCAUACCUUGCAGAGGAAAGAUGGGAGAGAAGGAAAAAAAGGAAAUUCUAUAGAAAUCUAUAUAUUGGAUUUUUUUUUCUUUCUUUUUUUUUUUUUUUACUAUAUAUCUUUUUUUUUGUUGUUGUCUCUAGCCUGAUCAGAUAGGAGCACAAGCAGGGGACAGAAAACAGACACUCAGGUGGCAGAGUCCCCUCCCAGCCACUGAGCUGUCUUGCCAGCACCAUUCCUGGUCAUGCAGAUCACAACCCAACUAGCAGCAGAGAGACGAGAACACCACACAAGACCCUUUUAUACAGUAUUCAGGUGCCUACCACACAGGAAACCUUGAAGAAAAUCAGUUUCUAGAAGCCGCUGUUACCUCUUGUUUACAGUUUAUAUAUAUAUGAUAGAAAUGAGAUAUAUAUAUAAAAGGUACUGUUAACUACUGUACAACCCGACUUCAUAAUGGUGCUUUACAACAGCGAGAUGAGUAAAAACAUCAGCUUCCACGUUGCCUUAUGUGCAAAGGGUUUUAACCAAGGAUGGAGAAAGGGAGACAGCUUGGAGGUGAACCGUUUCCGUGGUGGGGUUUUUUGAUUUCCCCUUGGUGUUUAACAAGGUGUGAAGGAGAAUUUGGGAACAGCGUUCUCCCGCUUCUCCCUGCCAAAAAAAGGGGGGUGAGAUUUGGUGGUCGGGACCGUGGAAAGCUGAGAGUGGGAUCCAUCCAGGCUCACGCAAUAACCUUUUGAUUUUUUUCGAAAAGGAGACUCCCUCGGCAAGAUGGCAGGAUGAGGGGUCUUCAUUCCCAAUUUCUCACAUUAGCCGAUUCGAGGGCUCCUUGCGGUGGGAUCAGAAAAAAAAUCCAGAGUGCGGGCAAGUGACAGUUCAGACCCCACCUGGAGCAAAUAAAAAAACAUACAAAACGUACUGGUGCUCUCCUGUCUAAGUCGCUUUUUGUGUGUUCUUUUAUGAGGCCCCCACCAUCCACCCUCUGUGCACAAGGCGGCUUCCGGCCCCUGGAAUGUGAUGUUUUUGGUCAUCUCCAAAGGCUGCAGUUUUAUACUGGGAGGCUGAUGACACCUUUUGUUAUAAUUAUUCUUAUGGUUCUGGUUAUAAUUAUGUUUGUUUUCAGAUUUUCUUUUAAGAAAACAAAAACCCAACCCCCCCCUCCCUUUAGGUUUCAAACCAAGGUGCGGGGAGCAGGGUGCUUCUAAGUUAGUGGUGGCCCUGGUGCCCUGGCUCCCCACCCCUCGGGCCAGGUGGGCCACCAGGCGCGGCGGGCAACAGCUGAGCGGCCGGGGGGGUCCCCGAGGCCGGCCUUCCGGGCGCAUCCCUCUUCUCUUCUGCUUCCCUCCUCUCGAGUCACGUGUGUCAGGGCUGGAGGGAGGACCAGGCCCCUCUCUCCUCGCGUGUGUGAUCGGAGUGGUGUGUAUUUUUUUUCUAGUACUUGGUCUGAUGAAAGCUGUGCUCUUACCUCGAGUCGGCAGCACCUGGAGCCCCAAGUGCACGACACUUGGUUCCGCUUCCCACCGAGGCAGGCGGCCUGGCGUUGGCGGUAGGCAGGGCUGGUGUGGGUGGCUCCAGGGUGAGGGCCCAACGGGCAGACGCCUGCCUGAAUAGAUGGGGUGUAGAUAUGUGGCAUAUAGAGAUAUAUAUUUUAUAAUGGGAGGGGGGAAUGGCACCUCCUGGGACUGGCAGGGCUGGGAGGUGUGCUGUCAAGCACAUGGUCCCAUGUUCGCAUCCCUAGAAAGAUAGGGCCUAUGCUGAUAGGCGCUAUAUAAAUACAUAGAUAGGGUCAUGUAUAAGAAAUAUUAUGUCGUGGGGAGUGGGGGAAGGAGGCUCAGAAGGCUGAGUCUCGGGCCCCACUGCAGACAAGCCCCACACCAAUCAAUCAGUCCCACACGCACACACAGGAACAUGUUUCUAUACCGAUGCAUAACAAAUGCACGUGCGCACACACACACACACACACACACACACACACACACAUACACACACAGCCAGGGAGCUCCCAGUGCUCUUCUCCCCAGGAUUCAGGACUUUGCGGAGUCGGCCCUGCAGCUCUUUACCUCUGUUGCCCUGUUUGCAGGUAGACUGUCAAUCCCAGAAGUUGCUAGGUGCUGAAGACAGGAAAAGGAGGAGGUUUUCUUUUAGCAGGUGCUCUCCUCUAGCAGGUAGCGUUCUAUCUCUUUUGCCCCUGGUGAUGUCAAAAGAUUCUUCUGUUAGCAACCUGUGACACUGACCUGCAACCCUAGGCACCAGUCAAGUCAGCCCUCAGCUCCCCCUACCUAUUCUCCCCCCGUCCAAAAUGAAACUGACGUCCAGGGCUGUCUUGGCCAGGGGGCUUCCAUUGGAAAGAAAUGGGACAGCGAACCUCAUCUUUGGAAUAAAGCAAAUUAGUAAUUGGUUAAAAAAAAAAAAAUUAACCAAGCUUUGAAUCCCUUGCUCAUUGCUCAGGAGUAAGCUCACAGCUGGUGGCCAUGGUCUCCCACUCCUUUUAGGGGGUGCUUAGUCCCACACCUCAAGCUACUCAUAUCCUUGUCAGAUUGGUUUUUAAGAUCAUACCCGGUUGCUUCCUGCCAGCUCUGUGCCGUGAUGGCAGGUGGUGACGGUGGGCUCCCACGGGGCUGGAGCAGCUGGCGGGGGGGUUCCCUCUGCCCCUCCCUCGUUGGAGUCUGUACCCAACUGUGGUGCUCACCCCGCCCCCCUCCUUCUCCAGCCAGGCUCCAUCUUCCCGCCCGGAGCCCACCAGCACCACUCCGGAGGGCGGGGGAGGAGGGCUGCGCAGACAGUCCAAGGUGCUCCCUCCCCUGGCGGCGGCCGACGCUAAGGUCUUCCCAGCCUGUGUCAGGACUGUCUCUUCCUCUGCAGACCUUCUGGCUCUCCUAGGCCAUGUGUCUGCUGCUGUGUGCAGGGGUUUGUUUUUCCCAGUGGCCCAGGUUCCAUCCAGGGAGUGAGCGUGGGGAAGAAACUUGGUAGCCAGGGAUGUGGCAAGCCCUGAGGGGUCAGUGUGGGCCGGCCAGCUCGCUUGUUGUCCGGCCAUCUUGCUUGUUGUGGCUGAUCUUUGUUCCUCCUGGUCUGGCAACCUGACUUGGCCAAAGGCCCCCUUGCAGGGAUGAGUGUUAACAAUCGCCAGCUUUUCUUCCCGCCACACCUGGGGGCUUGAUCCCACAGUAGAACUUGGCAGGCCCCAAGGGGACCUUGGGAAUGUGCCAACUUGGCCAGGCUGGGGUGCUCUUCACUAUCUCCUUCCAACCCCCAGGGUGCCUCUGGGGAUACCUUCUAAAGGAGAGCUGUGCUGGAUAGGCCGAGUCAAAGUUGUGCGUGGAUUAAGGUGGGGGAUCAUUGGUAGAGGCAGUGCAGUGGGAGAAACCAGGAAGGCCUUUGGAAAAUUCUCGAGCAUGUUCUUGGUGGAGUUUUGUUUCUCUUGAGCAGGCUCAUGUACAAAUUCCUGGAAAUGGGGGUUUCCAGGGACUUAGGGUGGUACCCCCUACUUACUGCAGGUGCCAAGUGGAGUGUGGUGCCAAAGAGAUCCGUGACUCUGGGCUGGGGGAGCUGGCCGGGGUCACAGAGCUGGGGGUUGUCUGCCCACAGAGGAAGCUGGUACUUGGCCAGCAGCUGCUGUGCUCUGGGGGCCUCGAGCUGGUUGGUGCUGACCCCCUUCCCUGGGGACCAGCCGAAGUGCAUAGGCUGGGGAGCUAGGGGUGAAGGCUGGUGGGGUCUUGCAGACAGCCACCCGGGUGUGCCACUGUCUGUUUUUCUUUAUAGACCCCAGAAUCUUCCUGCUGUUGAACAUUCUAGAAAGCAGACUUCCCCAAAAGAGUACAGGGGGCCGCUUUGCUUUUGAGACGGGCCUGGGAGAGGUUGGCUGGCGAAGGUGCCUGUGUGGGUUUUUGAUGAUUCUGUAGGAUGCGGAUUGGGACAGGCCGACCCAGCAGGAAGGAAGGCUAGUGGACAUUGAACUAGUCUCCCCCUACUUCCCGAGCAACUGGCAAUUCUGGGGAAACCUCGAUGGGAAUAGCCCACCAUCUCCAGCACAGGAUGGUGUACAACAGGAGCAAGGGAAGGAUUCUUUCAGCAGAGCCAUCCAGGGAGUGGUCUUAGUCUUCAUCUCACUGAUGACAUAAGUUAUAUAUAAAGUGGGUCUUGGAGGCGGAUUUGAAUUCCUGUUGUCCUGCCUGGUGCAGAGAUGCUGUGGCAAUGGUGUCUUUAAGAGGUGUCAUUUUCAGGGAACUUGCAGGGUUAGGGCCAUGGGACCUGCCUGGCACCGCGAUCUGAUCUGACGAGAGCUGCUUGUUACUUGUGGUCAGCAGAGCCCAGAUGCUGCUGAGAACUGGGUUUCUAGCCAGGCCCUGUUUUAAUCCUGGGAGAUGAGGAAUCUGAAUUUGUCAUCGGGCAAGGUCUAGUCUGGACGCUUUCAGCACUUGUGGUCAAGAGAGGACACUGGAGUUGUCCCGCUCUCUUUUCCUCCACCUCUGGAGGGGUGGCGUGGAGCCGGAUUGGCCCCCCAGGCCAUUCCCUGCUGGGGCAAGGAUUAAUCACAAGUGUUUGGAGGAUCUAAGAGGAAAGAGGAUAGGUUUAUAUCAAGGAUGGACUCCACUGUUCUAGCAGAAGCUCUUGGAUCUUUACGUUUUGGUAAAGGAAGGCCGGGGUCUCUAGGAUGUGAGGUCAGACCCUCUUGCACUGUGUGUUCCUGAGACCUGGCUGAGCAGGCCUGUGGUUGGCCUCCUGUUUACCGCUGGCCCUCAACAGUGGAGUCCAGGGGAGAGGGACAGACAGGCAGGUCAGAAGUAGUGAGGACAAUGAUGGAAGGUCCUUGGCUGGUCGUGACUGGCUAAAUUGCCCUGACGGAAGCCCCCAGACUCCUGUAACUCCCCUAACUGGAAAACUUCCCCGAGGGGCAUGGGAGGGCGGCUUCCUCAUGGCCUCCAGCCCUGGGCCCGAGAACAUGAGCAGGGAUCCGAAAGCAUCACCUGAGUCCCAUUUCACUUCACAGACUGAUUUGGUAGCACAGCCCUAGAAUCCAACCAACCACAAAAAUACCGAAAUUCCUUAGAAUACGCAGAGGGAGGAGGUGACUCAACAAGGUGCUAAAACAUUUUAUUAAAAAUAUAUAUUGUUAAAUUAAGUCUGCUGUCUGGACAAUGACUGUUUGUUUUGUUUUCUUGUAGUGGAGUUUAAAAGAGACUAUUAUUUUACUCUGAUAUAUUAUUAUUAAAAAGGCAUUUUAACUUUGUACUUGAAAACUAAAUGAACGAUUUCAUGUGUUUUAGCUGAGGCAUUGAAGUAGCGGGUGCUUACUUAUUUGUGGGAAAUCAUGUAUUCAUACUGAAGAAUAAACUCCGUAGCUGAUUUGGUAAUAACUUUUACUGUUACAGACGAUUUCGCUUUGACCCCGGCGGGAGAGCACUUUGACUGCACAUUCCACGCAGCUAAAUGCAGGACUUACUCCCCGACCCUUCCCUUCCCGGCCCUCUUUCCUUUUUCUUCAGUUCCUCUUCUGACUCUUUGUUGUUGUUGUUGUUUUUUUUUCUUCCUGGUUCCAGCAUCCUUUCACCACUGUAUUUUUUUUUUUUUUUUUUUUUUUUAGGGUUGCUUCUCUAUUUAUUGACAAUAAUAAUGUACAUUUCACAGUCUGGUUCUGGGACAUUGGGGAGGGGGUGUGAGAAGGCCCUGCGUGGGUCCCCACCGCCAUGCCCCCAUGUCCUGUUGUAUCUCUGUGUAAGUGAUGCUCGUGACAUAGCUGUUAUGAAAUAAUUAUAAAGAGGUCAGUGCGUACAGCAGAUGUAGAAAGUCUGUCAAUUCCGCCUUCAUCACAUUUUUUUUUGUGCCCAGAAGAAUAUAAUAAAGCUCCUUUCUAAUGUACUUGUGCUGGAGAACACUUGAAUAAAUGGACUGUUUUUGUGCAAAAAGAAAAACGGAAAAA